AUGGCCAGCUCGUCAACGCUGUACAACUGGGAGACGGCCGUGGCGCGCGAUCCGGACCUACAGCGCAUCGACGCGUUCGUGCAGCGCACGAUCGCCAAGCUGCCGGGCGCGGCGCCGCCGUCCUCCAGCGUGGGCCGCGGCGGCUCCCGGUACGCGCCGCCAGUCAAAUCCGAACGUCCAGCACCGAGCGAUACAAGCAUGGUGUCAACGAGGACAGGCAGUAGAGCUACUGCACGUGCUCCGCCGUCCGAGGGCAGCAAUGAAAGCCCGCAGUUCAUCGACCCGAGCAGCUACCAGAGCGAGUCCUCCAGCGAGGUGGACAUGCGCGAGGUGAACCCCAUGGACGAGCUCAGCGACUUUGAGUCGGACGCGUCGCAGCAGCCGCAGCAGGAACAGCAGCAGCAGGAGCCAAUAGAGAACAACGCUGCAGCUGCAGACAACGACGUGGAGAUGGACGCAGACGCAGACGCAGAGGAGGCGGAAGAGGAGGACAAGAACACGGUGUGCGAGGUGUGCAAGAGCUCGGAGCGCGAGCGCGACAUUGUGCUCUGCGACGACUGCGACGCCGAGUACCACGUCUUCUGUCUGAGCCCGCCGCUGCCCAAGGUGCCCGAGGGCACGUGGUACUGUCCAAAGUGCCGGGUCAAGUAUCCGGAUACCGAAGCGGCUAGCGCUGCGGUGGACGUGCGGGUGAUGGCGGAGCAGCUGCGGGCUGGAGGCGCAGCAGUGGAAAAUGCUGGCGCAGUGCAGACGAACGAGACGGAGCCAGAGGCGCCGACUAGUGGCGACGUAGCGGCAGCGGAUGGAGGGGCAGAUGGACCGGCAUCAUUCCCGAUCUCUCAGGCGCUGGAAGGAAACCCAGAGUCAGCAAACGCGUUGCUCGUUCACGCGUGCAGUUGCGACGACGUCAAGUGCGCGGACGCGGAAUUCCAUGUGUUCUGUCCCCACAUGAAGCGCUUCCUGCGCAGCGUGUGUUGGGCAUCGCACAGCGACAAAUGGCGCUCCUACCGACUCGCACGGAUCACGGCCGAGCUCUUUGCGUACCACGCUAUGAACUGCAAGCUGGAGCAGUGCAAUGUCCCGCUUGCGUCAAAAUUCGUGAAGAAGAAAUCGUCUAAGGCGACGAGCGGGCGGCGUAUUAUCCAUCCCGAGGACGCUAAUAAGUAA
Phytophthora sojae is the source of this 1167-nucleotide messenger RNA. RefSeq lists its product as hypothetical. NCBI's taxonomy places the organism in Eukaryota, Oomycota, Peronosporomycetes, Peronosporales, Peronosporaceae. The record is from RefSeq and is a predicted model, not a curated record. Bases 1 to 1167 code for a protein of 388 amino acids. The transcript is spliced from 3 exons.